AUGGCUGAUUAUAAACAAAUCAAGGCAACUGCAGUCACAGUUCUGAAGUGUGUGGAGAAGGUGUCCUCCUUCGCCUCCUCCAUUAACCCAAUCUUUAACAUUGUCUCCUCGCUGGUUGGAGCGGUUCGCAAGGGCCUCACUGAUGAGGAGGGCCACCCUCUAGAUAAAGACUUCCAAGCCAUUCACAACAAAUUGGAGAGCAUCUCCCAAAAGAAAAAAGAAUGCCUGAAGAUGAUCCUCAUCAAUGAGGUGAACGAAACUUAUGGAAAGUACGAGGAGUACAUCAAGCACCAAUACAAUGCCUUCAACAGCAUGGUGGCACAAGUGAAGAAGGAUCCAGACAACUCUCAGCGUUACAUGGAGACCUUUCAAAAGAUUUAUGAGCGAGACGAGGCCGAAAACAGCUUGGGUGUUUACUACCGCGGAGUGAUGGGUGUAGGCACAGUCUUUAAAGGUCAGAAGCCUCUGCUGGAGGUGUACCUGGACAACUGUGAUGGUGACCGGGAAAUCAUGGAGCAUCGCUGUUCUCACAUUGCUCACUUGUUUCACAUGGGUCUCAUCGCUCUGAUGGGCUACACUACAGUCACAGAGGAUGAUGAAGACGAGGUGCGAGAGAAGUGGGCUCAACGGGUGAUAGACAUCCAGGACAAGAUGCAGGAAGUUCUCAGUCAGUGCAAAGACAAAUCACACUGAACGUUGUC
Molecule: messenger RNA, 701 nt
Organism: Cololabis saira (Pacific saury)
Lineage: Eukaryota; Metazoa; Chordata; Actinopteri; Beloniformes; Belonidae
Product: protein rapunzel-like
Exons: 1
Coding region: 1-693 (230 amino acids)
Source: RefSeq, a predicted model, not a curated record